CCCAACAUUUCCCACCGGCCUGGCCUCUAAACAAUUUCAUUUCCACUCACAAUAUUCUCUAUAUCGCCUGACUUUUGGGCUCUCUCUGUCUCUCGCUCUCAUCGAAAUCAAAUAUGCCUCCAAAGAAAGAAAUGAAGAAAGGUGAAGAAGGUGACAAGAAGGAGCAGUUGUUCACCUACACACUCAAGAUCAAACUCAAUUGUGUUUGUGAUGGGUGUAGAAACAAAGUCUUCCCCGUAUUUAGGAAACAUUGUGGAGAUAACUGGGAGCUUGUCUCUCAAUCAAAAACGGGCAGUUCUGUAGAAUGGAAUGUCAAAGUGACAAACGCAAAAACAAACGAAAAAAAGCUGGAGGGAUAUCUGAAAGAGGUUAAAGAGGGGCUACAAUGUGAAGCGAAAGAUAUCAAGUCCAAAGAGAACGGAGACGGCAAAAAGAGUAAAACGGACGGCAACGGAGAGGGCGAAAAGAAGAGCGGCAAUGGAGACGCGAAAAAGGAGGUGGUUGUAAAGAAGGACGAUGCAAAUGCAGGAAAGGAGAAAAGUGGCGGAGGUGGCGGCGGUGGACCAAACUACAAUGAUGCCUUUAAACACUCUGCGGCUUUGGCGGGUCCUACAAAAGGUCCAUAUGCUACAGUGCACCCGGACUGGCUUAACCAAGUAAUGAACACGCAAUAUAUGAUCAUGAAAGCUGUGCCUCACUUGUUCAGCGACGAUAAUCCCUUUGCCUGCGCUAUCUUGUGAAAAAUUUCACCGGCCGCCCUUUAUAUCUGCAUGUGCUUUACCUAAAUAAACAGAUUAAAUUUUCAACUUUUCUUUGCUUUCUUCUCAUCUUUAAUUACCAUCGGCCAGGAUUAAUUGCCACAUUACUACUUACUCCCCGUAUUAUAUACUACGUAUGCAUGUCUUCGUAGUUCUUAAUCACAUUGUUGGAUUGGUAUUUCAUUAGUCCAAUAUGUU
Messenger RNA from Cuscuta epithymum, 956 nucleotides. NCBI's taxonomy places the organism in Eukaryota, Viridiplantae, Streptophyta, Magnoliopsida, Solanales, Convolvulaceae. The record is from the annotation of a GenBank genome assembly.